Messenger RNA from Symbiodinium sp. CCMP2592, 1545 nucleotides. NCBI's taxonomy places the organism in Eukaryota, Dinophyceae, Suessiales, Symbiodiniaceae. The record is from the annotation of a GenBank genome assembly.
AUGACGGUCCACAUCAAAAGCAAACUGGACAUGCGCGGCCGUCGGCAUAUGGAACGCCUGCCAGGCGUGGACGCCGAGUCCUUCGAAGCCCUUACGGCAUCCGGUGGGUUGUCGUUCCAGGAUGCAUGGCGGAGGGACGUGGUACUGUCACUGGCUCAGGUACAGCGUCAGGUCAGAACCGCCAUUCACUACCCUGAGGUUAGGGUGGCGGUUCUGGCGCCUGGUGGGGCUGUGCAAGCGUCAGACAAGACAGUACCCUUCACUCCCAUGCCUACACCCCUGCAGCCGAUUCUGCUGCCCGACAGCACAGCCUGCACACUUAGCAGCAUCCUGCAGGACAUACACACCCACACGCUGCUGAACACGACCACACGCAGUCGGGAUGAGGUUGGAGGGUCGGGAUACCUGCCACAAACAAUCCUCAACACAGUCCUCCUCUGCGACAAUCUGAAGGAUUUGUCUUGCUUGAAAGAGGCGAUUGACCAGGGCAUGAAGAUUGUCCUGUCCCAGGACCUAUCCGAAUGUCUCCGGUCACAACUCUCGCACUGGAAAAUACCCUCCGAGGUCACUAUCUACAGACAUAGGCUUUACCUGGAUGUCUGCUCAAUGCUUUACAGCAGACUCCGUGUGUUCCAUCCAAAGGACCUGUGGGCAUGCCAUAUCCGAGCCGACUCUAGUCCACAGUACGGCAAGGACUACUUCGUCACAGAGGUGGACCACGUCAACCUGGCCGAUGUCGCGGAUCAUACCGUAUUGUCCGACAUGGCGGGACUGAUUCGAAGGCGAAUCCUACCGCUACAAUUGAUCGGCAGCCGUGCCGCGUCGGCGGAGCACAAGAGCUUCCGCCUGAUGCUGGCAUUGUCGGCGGACACGGCGGACACCCACAUCACGUUGGGACGUACUUACUCCAUUGCCUUUGACAUGGGGACAGAAUCCAAGCUGUUCGUGUCUCCACAACCGAACAGUCUUGUCACUCCCCAACCAGGCACAGCAUCCGCCGUGGUCCACACAAGGUCUACACGGCAAGUCCUGCCGGAAAGACAAACUUACCAACCUUGGGAUUUGGUUUUACCAGGUGGCAUUCAAAACAAAGGCGAGGCAGACGCACAGGAAGAAUUCGAGAGCAUCUCGCGUAUGUGCCCACGGGCCAUGCCACUGGGUGAUGCAGACCACGCAAUGCAUCACACCAUGUUGGAAAUGAAGCUAUCGUUCACAGACUGGCAUUUUUUCCAUCACUGCCUCAAUGCCAUAUCCAAAUUCUUCAGGACAUGGUCCCGCCUGCACAGGUUCCGUGCCACGUGCAUCGACCGCAACCCCAAGUUCGCCUCGGCACGGCUGCGGGACUCCUUCGGGGCCAUGUUCACCACCGCCUGUCCGACGUUGGUCGAACAUCGAUGGGAGCGAGAUGUCCUUUGCUGGGUGGUGCCUCGACAAGAGCCCAUUCGAGCCUUGGACACAACGGACCUCGAGGUGUCCCAUGAUCUUGAUGCCGACGAGAUCAAGUUUCUGGGCAUGGUCGCAGGCUACAAAUUCCAAGCAUCCUAA